Peronospora matthiolae is the source of this 294-nucleotide messenger RNA. NCBI's taxonomy places the organism in Eukaryota, Oomycota, Peronosporomycetes, Peronosporales, Peronosporaceae. The record is from the annotation of a GenBank genome assembly.
AUGCGCGCGCGGUUCCAACCGUGCGCAAGUAUCGUGUACGUUGGCUCGGGUUUCCACCCGUGUGGAGUACGUGGGAAUCGCGCUCUUCGCUUCUUCGAGACGUUCCAGACGUCGUUCGGGCGUACGAGUCCGUGCAUACGCUUGGUUCAGAUUUUGUUCGACGACCUGAGUGUUCUCGCGGUAAGUGAGAACAAGACGAACGACGACUGUGUCGUGGUGAAGCGUCACUACGACCACGAGACCAAGAGCGAUUUUGAGAACGUCGUGGUGACGUUCACCAUAACGACGAGAUGA